Molecule: messenger RNA, 2287 nt
Organism: Mytilus californianus (California mussel)
Lineage: Eukaryota; Metazoa; Mollusca; Bivalvia; Mytilida; Mytilidae
Product: peroxisomal acyl-coenzyme A oxidase 1-like
Exons: 14
Coding region: 96-2096 (666 amino acids)
Biological process (GO): fatty acid beta-oxidation using acyl-CoA oxidase; very long-chain fatty acid metabolic process; lipid homeostasis
Cellular component (GO): peroxisome
Molecular function (GO): FAD binding; fatty acid binding
Source: RefSeq, a predicted model, not a curated record
UACACUUGUUACUAAUUUUAUCAUUUGGCAGUAGUAUAAACAUAUGAUAAAUACACAUAUAAAUAAUCGAUAAAACAUAAUACGGUUAGUUUGAUAUGUCGGAACAAAGUGUAAAUGUCGAUUUAGCGAAAGAAAGAUUGAAUGCAACGUUUGAUGUGGAAAACUUAACAAAUUUGAUCUAUGGUGGACCUGAAAAGGUCGAACGCAGAAGACAAAUACAUAAAGUUGCAAGUGAAGAUCCGUUUUACAAGAAACUGAAGCCAUGGUCUUACUGUAGCGUUGAAGAACAAUAUGAAAACGGUUUAGCCAAACAUAACCACAUAAAAGAGAGUAUAGACAAGUUAGAACUCAAUGGCUUUGACGAUCUGUAUUAUUAUAAAUCGUGCGUGACACCACACGAACCCGGGCCACUAGACGUACAUUAUGGAAUGUUUAUUCCAACCAUAGAACAACAAGGCACGGCGGAACAAAAGGAAAAAUGGCUAGCACCAGCAUACGAAGAAGAAAUCAAAGGGACAUAUGCUCAAACAGAAAUGGGGCAUGGUACAUUUCUCCGGGGAUUGGAAACAACAGCAACAUAUGACCCAAAGACAAAAGAGUUCAUACUGAAUAGUCCAACACUAACAUCUAUAAAAUAUUGGCCAGCGGCUUUAGGAAAAACUACCAACCAUUGUGUCGUAGUUGCUCAGUUGUUUACUCAAGGAACAUGUCAUGGUAUUCAUACUUUUAUGCUGCAAACAAGGAGUUUAGAAGACCAUUCUGUUCUACCAGGAAUAGAAGUUGGUGUCAUCGGUAACAAAUUUGGAUUCGGAACAAAUGACAACGGAUAUCUUAAACUAACAAACGUCAGGAUCCCAAAAGAUAACAUGCUAAUGAGAUAUUCAAAGGUUUUAGAAGAUGGUACCUACAUAAAACCCAAAAAUAGUAAAGUAUCAUAUGGUGUGAUGGUAUACGUCAGAUCAAUGAUUGUCAAGCAGGCAUUUAAUGCUUUAGCAGAGGCAUGCGUUAUAUCUAUACGAUAUAGUGCCGUUCGUCGUCAGUCUGAAACAGUCCCAGGUGGUAUUGAACCUCAGAUAUUAGACUACCAGACACAACAGUAUCGGUUAUUCCCUUUAUUAGCCACAGCUUACGCUUUGUACUUUGCUGGAAAUUACAUGUCUACUGCAUACUCAGAAGGUAGUCAGAAAAUAGAAAAAGGACAACUGGAGGAAUUGCCACAACUUCAUGCAUUGUCAGCAGGAUUAAAAGCAUUCACUUCCUAUGCUGCAUCUUCUGGUGUAGAGGUGUGCCGAAUAUGUUGUGGUGGCCAUGGAUACUCGCAUGCAAGUGGACUUCCAAAAAUAUAUGUUAGUGUAGUACCAGCAUGUACAUAUGAAGGUGAAAACACAGUUAUGAUGUUGCAAGUUGCAAGGUAUUUAAUGAAGUGUUACAAAGAUAAACAGCAGGGGUCACAACUUCCAGGAUUUGUCAGUUACAUUGCAGAGCUACUAGAGAAGAGAUCCUGCAUGGAUAAAAAUUUAUCAUUCAACUGUUUGGUCAAAGCUUAUAAACAUAGAGCUGCAAGGUUAAUAGAAGCAGCAGCCAAACAGAUGCAAUCAUUGAUACAGUCUGGUAGCCCUGCACAUGAAGCAUGGAAUAAGAGUUCCGUUCAGCUGUUAUGGGCAGCUAAUGCUCAUUGUCAUUUGUUUUGCGUUAAGAAUUUUGUGGAAAAUAUUGAAAGCAGUAGUGGCGAUAGCAGAACAAAUGAGGUUUUGAAAGCAGUUUGUCAGUUAUAUAGCAUUCAUGGAAUUUUAGAGAAUUUGGGAGAAUUUAUACAUGAUGGAUUUUUAUCUGGACAGCAAGUAGAUUAUUUACAAAAGGCGAUGUUCAAAUUAUUUGAAGUAAUACGACCAAAUGCAGUGGCACUUGUAGAUGCCUUUGACAUCCCAGACCAAGUACUUCAGAGUUGUUUAGGACGAUAUGAUGGCCAAGUUUACCAAGCGUUAUAUGACUAUGCAAGGAUGGCUCCAAUGAACCAAACAGAGAUUCACAGUACUUAUUAUACACACCUUAGACCACUGAUGAACCCGCAGGCAUCAACUUAUUCAAAACUAUGAUUAUAACAUUUGUUAAAGUGGAUGCUAACAAUUUUUGUUUUUUCUAGAUUAUUUGUUACUUGUAUUCCAUUACUUUAUUAAUCGUUUUGUUCCUACAUGUAAUCAAUUAAUCAAUUCACGUAGUUCAAGAGAUAUUAAAAGAAAUGAUUUUAUUGUUUGCAUGAUUUUUGAUUAAAAAAUCUGUGUUGAAA